CUACUAUAAGCACGUGCCACGAAUACAUAGUUCAGUACAUCAACAGUAAAUGAUAGGAUGGCAGCAUUUUUAAUAUUAGGUGCCGUGUUUGUCGCUAAGCAGAUAAAGGAAGAGCUCGAUUCGGAUGAUGUCAAGGAAGACCGCCGUCGACUGCGUGUUGUCGAAAAACGCAUCCGCACACCCAUCGAGGGACACGUGACCUUCUCCAUAGAGAAACGUGAGAUGGAGCGCAAGAAAAUUGAAGCCCAAAUCCUGCGCCCCUCCAAGGUUACGCGGCGCGUGAGGCGAAUGCAGUCGCGUGAGGAGCGUAAGGGGGUGCAAGAAAGGAGGACCCCACUGGGAUCAGGCUCGUUUGCGUUGGGGUCGGACGAGUAUAUAACUUUGCAAACGGCGGAGUACGUGCAUGCGUUCGAGGCCCACACGGGGGAGAAGAGGCCAGCUCGACUGACGCCAAUACCACUGCUGGAGUAAAUCUUCGGCAGUAGAGGAUCGACGUACACAGAAACAUACAGACGUGUGCGCACCCUGCAGAUUCGGUAAAAUUUCUUGACCAAUUAACAGAGCCGCCGCUUCAGAAAUUGCCAGGGGUCUUCGGAGACUAAAUAUAUAACGCCCGGGCCAGCAAUGCUCGCAGCGAAGUCUGCGACGCGUAUAGAGACAUUGUUGUGUGCACUAGAGUGUGGUACCGCAAAGUUGUCAUAGUGGGUUCGGGAUCAUUUCAUAUAAUCAUAUAUAGUUUUUACAAUUAAUUAAUUAGCAAGUGUCAAUCGUCUCCAGUGUUGAGGGAUUGGAUAUUAAGAGUGGGUGACUACCACCGUCAGAUCCGUUGGGGUUGAAUUUACAAGUAUAUAUAAAGCCACUUACCGAGCAUUGAAGUGGCUCCACAGUCGAAUACAUAAGGGACCGUGUUCCUAUGCAAUAAAGUAAUUUUUG
This is a messenger RNA of Sphaeroforma arctica JP610, 933 nucleotides long. RefSeq lists its product as hypothetical. The transcript has 4 exons. The record is from RefSeq and is a predicted model, not a curated record. The coding region runs from base 58 to 471 and encodes 137 amino acids. Lineage: Eukaryota; Ichthyosporea; Ichthyophonida.